Molecule: messenger RNA, 1503 nt
Organism: Oryzias latipes (Japanese medaka)
Lineage: Eukaryota; Metazoa; Chordata; Actinopteri; Beloniformes; Adrianichthyidae
Source: RefSeq, a predicted model, not a curated record
UAUUAACUUUUUUUUUCAGUUAAAAGCAUGAAAGGGACUCUUUCUGUUUUACAGCUCAUGAUGGAGUCUGCAAUUGAUGUCCUGAUGUCCAAGUUUAAGGUAUACGCUGGAGCUGAUGGUUCAUUUGAGACUCUGAGCAGAGAUGAGUUUGGAAAACUGGUGAAAUCAGAGCUGCCCAACUUUCUGCAGAAUGCGGGAGACUCUGUAGCCAUUGAUGAACUCAUGAGGUCAUUGGACAAGAACAACGAUGGAGAGCUGAGCUUCAUAGAGUUCUGGCAGCUGAUUGGACACCUUGCCAGAAAGCACGGAGGCUUCAACCAAUAGCGUGUCCUCAGAUGGCUCCAAGUGUUCCAGUUCUGUCAGCGUGCCAUCCUCGUUUCUGCUUUCACCCCCCCCCCCCCCCACACACAACCUGUUGACCAAAGUGUAACCCGUGCUACCACAGAAGCUGGUCGUGUGCAGCUGCAAUACGCGCGCGCGUAAAUCUAUAAUUAUGGAAUGGACCGGGAAUGCAUUGUCUCAGGCAAGAGUGUAAGCAGAUUCUGGCCCCUUUGAUUUCUGGAAAACGUACCUUCCCCCCGAGAUCACAAAACGUGUGACGUCAAAGAUGUCAGCUUGAAGUUUUCAGAUAAAAAAAAUAAAAAAACAAACUGACAUAAACUGCGUGCCCUGUGUUUACUGCUGUGUACAUACAUUUGUGCGAAUGUUUCGCUGUAUGUGUUGUUGGGAGUGGGUGGGGGGUCGAGGUCUUGUGCCCAUCUGAUUGAUGGGAGGGGGGGAUUCCAGAAUUCCUGUAAGGGAAAUGUGCAAAAUCUUCAAGAGAACAAGGCGAAGUUUCCAGGAAGAAAGGGGUUGAGAUCUGCUGCGCAACGCUUCCCACAUUCCUCCUCUCCCAGGCACACGCCCUUUGAAAACUCAAGAAAAAAAAAAAACUGGAGUGCAACAUAUCUGCGCAUGUUUAAUCUAGCGUGAAACUGGUGAGGAAGAUCUCCAAGAGAGAAGAGCAGUCUUAUUGACGCCUGCAUUAGAUAUGGACUCAGCCGUCAAGACCGUUGUGACCACCUUUCUUGGUUCCUCGAGGGGGGGGGAGAGCUUGAACAACCAAUCGUUUCAAAAGUUGAUACAGAAAAACCUCAGCAGCAUCAUGGAGGAUACCGACAGUCAAUCUGCCAUUAAAGAGAUGCAGCAGGGGCUGGAUAACAACAGUGAUGGAAAGGUCAGCUUCCAGGAAUACCUCAAAUUGAUUGGCUACUUGGCUAACUCCCUGAGUCAGAAGAAGUGUGAGGGCAACGCAGAUUCAUCAUAGGAGCCUCCUUCUCCAUUUUGAAGCAUUCCAGCCAACAUGUACUCCUGUUUCCACCAUAAUAAUGUUUCUGUUGCUCUGAUUAAACAUCUCAGUGUGCCUUAGUCAACUCUUUUCCAUCUCUUGUAUACUGCUCUGAGCUGGUUAUUUCUCAUACACCAACAAAACAUGAUUUUAUACAAUAAAAGCUUUCAACUGAA